Clarias gariepinus (North African catfish) is the source of this 5859-nucleotide messenger RNA. Its product is annotated as protein FAM171A2. The coding region runs from base 39 to 2594 and encodes 851 amino acids. The record is from RefSeq and is a predicted model, not a curated record. The transcript has 8 exons. Lineage: Eukaryota; Metazoa; Chordata; Actinopteri; Siluriformes; Clariidae.
GAAAUAGAAAUGGCUAACGUGGAGGGAACGGUUUGAGGAUGCCGCCCGAGCGCGCGUGCCGUUUCGUCGUCUUCCUCCUGCUUUUGUGCUGCGCCGGCCGGACGCACGGGAAAUCGGUGGCGCAUCCCGAGGUGCAGGUGAGGGUCAAAGUCUUUGACAGCGGGAACCUUUCGCCCCUGUCUGACGCCACUGUUGUCGUCCAUGGCAACCGGAGCGUGCUGGCGUCCAGCCAGGGGGCCAGCGGCGAUGCAGCGGUAGUGAAUUUCCAGUACCGCAUGGGCACGUGGGUAAUCAUCACAGCAUCACGAAAGGAUUAUGUCACCAGCUCAGUGCCAUGGCAUGCCAGCAAAGUGCCCUUAUUCUCCUCAGUCAGCCUGUACCUCUUGGCUCAGAGGCCAGGAACCCUCAUCUUGUAUGAUGAUGUCAUUCAUGUCUUUCACGGCUCUCCAGGAGGGCGGAGCCAGCCAUGGCUUCACAUUCCAAGGCGGAGCCUGCAGCUGAACUCCUCCUUCUCAGAAACGACUGCUGUUUUGACCACUGCCAGAGAUAUAAGUGAAAUCAACGACUUCCCAUACCUCCUGGCCCUGGAGCCCAACACCACAGGAGGAGAAAACAGUUGGACAGAUUUGACAGUAGUCGCUGCAGUCAGUGCCCAGCUGUUUGAUCGGGAAGGUAGUGAGGUUCAAGUCAUAGAGCCAGUUCAUUUCUCUAUUCCUUUGCCCUCCGACUCCCGUGUCCGAUCGCCCACCAGUAUACCUGUGUGGGUGUAUGACGUGAACACAGGCCUUUGGGUGAGAAAUGGAACUGGCUACAUUAGAAGAGAUGGCUCUCAUUUUACGUGGGAUUUUAUGGCCUCACGGCUGGGAUACUGGAUAGCAGCCUUCCCCUCUUCAUCAGGACCUGGUUUGUCUCAUCCAAGUCUGAGGGAUAUCACUGCAUACCAUACCCUUAUCUUACUCUCCAUUCUCGGCUCUCUGGCUCUGCUUGUACUGGUACUACUCUGUGUCCUCCUCUACUACUGCAGACGGAGGUGCCUAAAGCCUCGGCGACAGCAAAAGCAGGGCCAGGUCUCAACUGCUCUGUGCAACUCCAGAAGAGACCAGGGCACCUCCACAUCUCGCCUCAACCUUAUCUGCGGUGGUCAUGUUGAAACCACCACUUCCAAUGCUGAUCCAGAAGCCAGCAAAUCCGAUGCCUCGACAUCCCACGAAUACAAGAGUGCACGUGACGAGUUUACCAAGCACAUACCAGCACACAAACUCCGCCAUUCAUCCAAGAAUAAACAGUCCAAAGCGGCCCAGAGAGGAGUUGAAAGCUUCCCUAUGAAGGUGCAUCGUUCCACAGAGACAAGCAGCAAUGACAAUACCCUUUCCCAUGAAGAUUACAGUCGCAACUACAGCCCUGAUGUCAAGGAUCAUGAGUACCGUCGCAGACAUGUUGUUAACGAUAAUCGUGGAUAUACAGCUGACCCACCAUCUCCACCUCUUUCAGACAAGCCACCAGAAUACUCACAGGUUUCCCAAGGUCAGGACCAUCUUUCUCGUCCAACAACACUAAACACACAACCUGGUCAGAUCAUAUUCUGCAGUUCUUUGGAUCAAAUGACAGAGAACAUGUACCGCAGCAUGGUUCCAACACUUGUCAUUCCAGCGCAUUACAUGCGUCUGUCAUCUGAGUUUGGAGGUUCUGAAGCUGGAAAGGAUGGCCAGAGUCAGGCUGAGAGGGAAAGGGACGGUCAGGGAGGGGCAGGUAAUGGAAAUAGCAGUGGAGUGCAGAGCCAAGGUCACCAGGUCCUAAUCCAGGGAUCAGGCCAGAUGCAGGGCCAGCAAGGAGUAGGGUCCCCAGGCGGUUCAGAAGAAAAUGUCUGGGCAUCGGGAGGUCCGUCUGCACCUGUCCACAUUCCAGUGCUUUUUAACGAUUCCACCAUGGCUCAGAUGAAUGGGGAGCUCCAAGCCCUUACAGAAAAGAAACUUCGAGAAUUAGGAGUCAAGCAGCACCCUCGUGCUUGGUUCAUAUCACUUGAUGGACGUGCCAAUGCUCAUGUGCGUCACUCCUACAUCGAUGUUGCCACAGAACUUGCUCACAGUGGAGCUAACAGCAGUAACCACAGUGCUCAAAGCACCUUGAGUGCCCCUGCUGGCACCAGUAAGGAUUGCAGCCCAGAUACAUGUCUCCAAGAUACCCAACAGGAGCGUAAGCAGGUGUCCGGACGGAAGAGUAAAGAGGAACGGCAUGGAAAUGGGCGAAAGGGGCAUGGAGCAAGCAGCAGUGGAGGGAAGCAGUACUCCAAAUUGCCUUAUCAUGACCCUCUAGAUCUUGCUGGUGGAGUUGGCCGCAUGGGUGCAGGAUCGCCUUUGGAAAAUCCUCUGACCCCCCUCCUGGAUGAUGGUCCAGAGGAACCACGAGGGUCACCAAUGCCUCGAAGAGGUCGAAGCCGGGGUAACAGCUCACGUAGCAGCAACAGUGAGACACAGAGGGAUUCUGUCACCAGCCCAGAGGAUGAUAACGACCCAGAUGACAAGGAUGAAAACAAGAAAAGUCCAUGGCAACGCAUUGAGGAACGGCCGCUUAUGGUUUUCCAUCCCAAGAAGUAAAAACUGUAACAGAAAGUCACACAUUUUAAAUAUGAAGGAUGUAUUCACCUGAGUCCUGGAUCAUGUUUCACACUUAAUUUUAAUAAGGAUCAUCUUUAAAAAGGACGUCAUUUGUGGAAAAAAUGUGAUGCCCUUGUUCAAUGAAAGAUAACCACAGUUUAAACUGGUGAUUGUAAGCAACUGUUGCCUACUGUAUACUGGAACAAUUGAAUCUAGUUCCUCAUAGCUGAAUGGAACAGUGGCAGAAUCAUUUUGUAAUUAAUAAAAUACCAUCCCUAUAUCAAUAAAACCUAUAUGGAUUUGAGCCUAGAAACAAGAAGAGAUUUUGGGAACAGAAGAGCAGAUGAGGUGACACUCUGACAAAAGGCACAUUCAGCACCUCGAGGAUGCUAAACUGAAUUCCUUUAUCCUAAUAUGGUUAAAGGAUUUUACCAUAAACCAUUUUUACUGUAGAUCUAAAGAAAAUAUUUGUUAAAGUAUGUUAUAUGUUUACAAUCAAAAAUGGCACAAAAUAAGUCAAAAUUGUUUAAUUGCUUCUUAGUCAAUAACUUGGUGGUCGUUGUGGAUUUGUGGAAUAGUUCCAUACUCAAGAUGGCAUCUUCCUGACGUUACUUGUUAAGAAAAAAGAAAGAUCAGGACUUGUGCUGAAAAGUAAAAAAACGACUUUUAUGCUACUGGAUGUUUUCAUACGUUCAUAUUCGAUGUUCCUUGUUUCAUAUUCCGAACGUACAUUUAGAGUACACACCAAAUUCCCAGCUCCAACAGGAAGCAUUACGUGUUAUUUUAUUCAUGUAUUAUUGUUUUUUUUAUAUAUCAGUAUUGUCAAGAUGAAUUACAAUAUGAACAGGGGGGAUAAAUUUAAGUAACAGUUUAUAGAUUCAAACAUUCCACAUCAGACAUUCCCAGUUAAAGACCAAUGCUUGGGUAUUUUUUUCAGGACUUCUAUCAAUUCUUCAGGAAUUGUAUCGGUUCAUUACUUUAUUAGGUAGUUUAAGUAGAUUUAGUUAAAUUAAGUCUUUUUUAUUUGUUCCUUGUCUGUUUCUUGAUGUAUUUAUGGACAGGUAAUGUUGAUUUUGUUUCUGUACAUGUGCCAAUAUGGUCAGACCAUACUAAUUUUUUGUAACUUUUUAAUCAUGGUUUACAGUACUUUUCAAACUAAAACGUUUAUAAUAUUUACUACCAGAGUUUACCAGACAUCAAAUCUGGGACGAAUAUUUCAUUUCAUUGUCAAAAAAUUCUAAUGUAACAGUACAACUGGUCUUUUUAAGUGUAGUUAAUAUAAAAAUGAAAAAAAUCUUAGCGGUCUGUAUGCACAAAAAGAGUACAGUAUAUUUUAUAUCCUUAAAAGGGUUUGGGUGGAGCUAUGGAAUCACAAUGUUUCCAGGUUAACAAUCAAAGGAACUGCUACUCUGUUCAGUUAAACGAACCUAACGGGUUAUUUAGACCAAUCACAGGCAAGUGGGCCAGACAAAACUAAAAACUCUGUUGAUCUAAAUACAAGCUGUAAUACAGACACUACUUAGUUAUUUAGACUAAAUUUUUUUUCAAACUCAUCUGAAUUCACCGUCCGGAGCGAAGGAUGAUGGAUUUUUUUUGUGGAUGAUGGAUAAUGGAUUGGUGACAUAAAUAUCCUGUUUUAAUUAUACCGCUGCUUCCUAAACAGAGCAAAGUGGUGAUGAAGACAUUUUAAAGACUCAGUAAUAAUAAAAAGUGCAGGUUGUAUAGUUAUAGGAAACUAAUCAACGUGUAGUUGAGGAACGGGUUGGCCUGUAACAAGCUGAUGUUGUUUUUAAUUGAUUUCCAUGUGUUUCAUUCCACCUAUAGUAAGAGUUAUCCAUUUUAUCUGCUUAUACUGUAGGUAUGUUUAACGAUGUAAAACGACUUCCAGUUUAAGAUGCUAUAAACAUUCAUUCUCACUUCUAAUUUCUAAUUUAUCCCCUCUCCUACAGUUAUGUCAGAAUGCAGGUUUUCAGUAAACCACAAAACGCAAAAGUCUUGAAGACUUUUCUUCCCAUGGUAGAAAGGUUCCACGUCAUUGCAAAGCACUGAUGUUAGAGACUCUUUGCUUUAAAUGUCUUUGCUUCUAACCCUAAACUUUACCAUAUUAUACAUUUGUCAUUCUUUUAGCAAUUAAAUUACGUCCAUAAAUUGCAUCCACAAAGCAAACCUUGGAAAAAGGUAAAUUUUUAAUAAGAAAUAGUAAUGUAUCAGGAGACCAAUCAGAAUCAAGAAUUCAUCAACUAUCAUAAACAUUUAGAUUUUACUCUUAGCCAGACUUUAUUAACAUAAGGCCAGAUGGUCCUGGGUAUGUAUAGUAGCAUUUAUAUGCAUGGGAUGUACACUAAGUAGACUAAUUUUUUUAUGAUUGAGAUUCAAAAAGGUUUUUAUGAAAGUAUUAAAAAUAGGACAACAUGAGAGUGUGAAGGGUGCUGUGUCGCCUUAGGGAAAGUGUGUGAGGUAAUUCUUUAGCGUGUUCGAUGCUUGGAUGCCAUGUUGAAAGGCAGAAAAUCUUGUGUUCCUGGUUGAAAUAUUUGGUGCUAUUGGCUAUACGCUGGUGCAUUUCACUUCAACAGUAUGGCGUUACUUUUACUUUCAGUAUUCACUCUCUAAUCACUUAAACUGUGUGAAAUGUUGCUUUGUUGCUGAGGAUUCUCCAUUUGCUCUAGUUUAAUAAACAGAAUGUUUCUUUUAGCUUUUCACAACCUCCCUCAUCCUCAGCCUUCCAGUCCUUAAUAGCUUAAUUUAUUUCUUAAUUUAUAAUCUAAUAAUUAUAAUAAUUAUUAUAAAUUGUUUGUCUCAUGUGACUAAUGUUUAGUUCUGCCAUAGUGAAGACAUAGUAUUUAUAAAACCUACACAUUUUUUUGUUAAAAAUGUAGGAAAGAAAAAGAAUCACAUUGGAAGCACAGUUCUUUUCAGUAUGACUGAAUUGGUUUGGCCAAUUUUUAAAAAUAAAUAAAUUAAUAAACUAAUCGACUAGAGGAAACAUCAGUUUGUUUGGGUUUGGACAUCUUUAAAGCUACGAUGCUAUUUAACCUACAGUACAAAAUCUUUAUUUAUGUUUAUGAGGCUAUAAAGAUUUAAGUCUUGAAUUAAAAAAGAGCAGGCUAUGCUGUUUUUAUAGAAAAAUAAUAAAUUAUGUGACUUAAAAUCAGACUGUUACUAAAGCUUUUUUCUCCCAAGUGCUUUAUUAAUCUUGUGCCAGAGCACUUUGCCAACAUGUUGUACUUUUUAUCCAUUUAUAGUUUUAAGCAUUGUUUUGGAAUGA